AUGGAUACACAUACCCAUUUAGAAGAUUUAUCAAAUGAAAUUUUCUUCGAAAUAUUUGAUUAUUUACAUGCACUUGAUAUUUUUACUGCUUUUGCUUCAUUGAAUAAACGAAUUUUGUCUAUUCUAAAAUCAAUUUUACUUCAUGUUAUCAUCUUAAACAGUCAUUAUGAUCGAGAAAUACAAUUUCUUUCUUUUCAUCUUACUUUUCAUGCUCAUCAAGUCAUCUCAUUAAAAGUUGAUGAUACAAUUCGUGAUCGUGCACCUAUUAUUAGUUUACUAUUUAAACGACAUCAUUUUAUUAAUCUUCAAUCAUGUAUAUUUAUGUCGAUUAAUUCAUUAACUCUACUUGAUAAUGUUAUUAAACAAGUUAAAAGUUUGAAUAGACUUGUUACAUUUGUUAUCGCCCAACCAAUUUAUCAAAAUAUCAAUGAAAAAUACAUAUGUGAUAUAACUCGAACUAUAUUGAUGCACAAAUCAUCUUUUCGUUCAGUUAUGCUUCGUUAUAAUUAUGAUUACUUAGACAUAUCAACUUAUACUUCAAUUGCUUCGAAUCUUAUAUCACUUGAUUUGUUAAUGUCGUCUGGCUCACUGAAUACAGUUUCAGUAUAUUCAAUUUUGCCAAUUCUUCGUGUUUGCCAUAGAAUACGGUAUCUACAAGUCAUAAUAAACCAUCAAAUUGUAUCUGAAAAUAAUAAUUUAAAUGUUUCAAUUUACGAUCCAUUUAUUAAUGAAAAUGAUCUUCAUAUAUCACCACAAGUGACAACUUUCGGUUUAUCAACAUUUGUUAUAUGUGACAUUCGUUCAAUCGCUUAUAUCUUACGUUGUAUGCCUAAUCUUAUUCGAUUUAAAUUCCUUCAUGGGACACGAACAGUAGCCUUACCAGUUGUUGAUGAUUUAGUCAAUGGUUAUGUAUGGCAACAGAUGUUAGAAAUGCAUGUUCCAUUUUUGUCUAGAUUUGAUUUUCAUAUCUCAAUUGUGAAAAGUUAUCCAAAAUUAGAUAUAGACAUGGUCGUAAAUUCAUUUCAAUAUUUUGUUAAAAAGUAUCCCAAAUGGCAGAUGAUUAUUGAUCGAUGGGUACCUACUUCCAAUAUGUCACUGAACUCUGUUCAAUCAAAUGACAAUGAUGAUUCACAGCAAUGUGUUACCUAUCUUUCACAUGUUGUUCAUUUACUCAAUGUAAAUCAAAUUGGCUUUCAAUCAUAUUCUGAUACAUCUGGAUGGAAAGAUAUUCAAUUUAUUCUACAAGCAUGUCCAAAUGUGAUUAAUCUUACAAUUAGUCCUUUAUAUUUGGUUUUAUCAGAAUUCAUCGAUAAUUAA
Rotaria sp. Silwood1 is the source of this 1317-nucleotide messenger RNA. The record is from the annotation of a GenBank genome assembly. NCBI's taxonomy places the organism in Eukaryota, Metazoa, Rotifera, Eurotatoria, Philodinida, Philodinidae.